AUGUUUGUGGGUGAAGAGAGCGCUUCUUUUCUGAGUGUGAGCAGGAACAAAAAUAUAUACUCCAUUAGCAUUGCUGUUAAUCUUAAAGAUCAUAAAGGCACCAAACUUGUAACUGAGCUUGCCAAAAUCUGUGAUGUUCUGGUGGAGAACUGCUGGACCAGGAAGCUGAACGUGAUGAGACUUGGGUACGAGGAGUUGAGUAAAGUGGCCCCUCAGCUCAUCUAUUGCUCUGUAACAGGUGAACACAUACUGUAUUCACAACAUGCAAAGACUUCCCACAAGCCUGGAUAUGACUCCAUUGCGUCUGCGGUGUCUGGUUUGGUGCACAUCACUGGUCCUGAGGAUGGAGACCCAGUCAGACCAGGUGUUGCAAUGACAGAUCAAGCCACUGGUUUAUUCACUCAUUUACUUCAUUUGUGUUUGGUUGCUUGUCUAACUCACAUCGCUGCCAACUACCUCAACUCUGGUAUCGAAGCCAGACGAUGGGGAACUUCCCACGGGUGCAUUGUCCCUUAUCAGUUCAUCCAGCUCCUGUGGGAAUGGACGCUAUCGUACAGACCUGGACGAGGCUUCAUCGGCCUCCAGUACAGUCCCGUGUUUCCCCCUGGGACUGGGUUGUGGUUUAAGGGCUCUUUAUAA
Messenger RNA from Carassius gibelio (silver crucian carp), 639 nucleotides. Its product is annotated as succinate--hydroxymethylglutarate CoA-transferase-like. The record is from RefSeq and is a predicted model, not a curated record. Gene Ontology annotation, molecular function: catalytic activity. The transcript has 8 exons. Lineage: Eukaryota; Metazoa; Chordata; Actinopteri; Cypriniformes; Cyprinidae. The coding region runs from base 1 to 639 and encodes 212 amino acids.